AUGCAAUAUUCAAGAAAUGAGCACCAAGAGAAUGCUGCAGACCCAGCCGCAGACCCAGCUCCAACCCCUGCUCCAGGUCCAGCCCCAGCCUGUGCUGCCGCUCCAGCCCCUGUCCCACCUAAAGCCCCAGCCCCUACUAAAGCCAAAGCCCCUACUAAGGUCUCAGCCUCGACUAAAGGUCCAGCAGCCCCUACUAAAGCCCCAGGUCCUACUAAACCCCCUGCAAAAGCCCCAGCCCCUGCUACAGAUCCAGCCCCUGCUCCAGCACCUGCUACUGAUCCAGCCCUAGCCCCUGCCCCAGAGCCCGAGCCACCAACAGAGCCUAAAGUUGUUCCCAAGAGUGUCAUUGUACAGAUCACCUCUGCCCAGUGUGGAGAUGUAAUUUGUGCACUGGGCCAGAAAACUAAUGCAGAGGUCAUUAAAGUGCUGCACAAGUCAAAACCAGAAGAGAUGAACAGCCAGCUGCUGGAUUUCGACACCUUCGUUCCCAUGUUUCUGCAAGUGUCCAAGGGUCCAGAGGACUUUGCCAAAGGUCAAUGCGUCUUUGACAAGGAAGGCAACGGCACCUUCAUGGGAGCUGAGCUACGUCAUGUACUCGCCACGCUAGGUGAGAAGAUGACGGAGGGUGAAGUGGAAAUGUUGCUUCCAGGGCAGGAGGAUACUAAUGGCUGCAUCAACUAUCAAGCUUUUGUCAAACAUAUCAUGUCUGGUGAUCAAUCAGAAUUGCAAGACUACCACAUGAGGGUGGAAGGCCUGCUAUGUUCUCCCAACAGCAAGAGGCUCUCAUUGUUGAUAUGGUCCUUCAAAACAAUGCCAUCCGACAGCGUGAAAUACAGCAAAGAGUUGUUGAACACAAUGUAA
This is a messenger RNA of Coregonus clupeaformis (lake whitefish), 861 nucleotides long. Its product is annotated as myosin light chain 4. Gene Ontology annotation, cellular component: myosin II complex. Gene Ontology annotation, molecular function: calcium ion binding. The coding region runs from base 1 to 861 and encodes 286 amino acids. The transcript is spliced from 7 exons. Lineage: Eukaryota; Metazoa; Chordata; Actinopteri; Salmoniformes; Salmonidae. The record is from RefSeq and is a predicted model, not a curated record.